This is a messenger RNA of Haliaeetus leucocephalus (bald eagle), 1308 nucleotides long. RefSeq names its product histidine-rich glycoprotein (gene HRG). The record is from RefSeq and is a predicted model, not a curated record. NCBI's taxonomy places the organism in Eukaryota, Metazoa, Chordata, Aves, Accipitriformes, Accipitridae. Gene Ontology annotation, molecular function: zinc ion binding; serine-type endopeptidase inhibitor activity; heparin binding. Gene Ontology annotation, biological process: regulation of platelet activation; negative regulation of endopeptidase activity; negative regulation of fibrinolysis. Gene Ontology annotation, cellular component: blood microparticle; endolysosome; extracellular region.
AUGCUGCUUCUAGCUUCAGCUUUUUUCCUAACACUACUGCAGUGCUCUAAUGCCCCAAAACCAAGCAUUACACCUGCAGACUGUAAAACCAUUGAAACAGAUGCAGGACUGGCCCUGGAUUUGGUCAACAGACAUCGCAGAGAUGGCUAUGGGUUUGGUUUAUUCCGUGUUGCUGAUGCACACAAACUACAUCUAGGAAAUUCAUCAGUCCUCUAUUUAACUUUGGAUGUGCUGCACACUGAAUGCUCUGUAUUAUCCAGAAGACACUGGGAGUCUCGUGAAUACAGUGACACCUAUUGCAUGGACUUUGGGCAAUGUAAGAUUAUCACAUAUACAAGCCAGCUGCUGAAGAAAUCUAAGCUGUAUGGAUUUAAUUGUACAUUAAGUCCAGUUCCUCCUGAUUUAUUAGAGUGCAAAGAUUGUCCUGUGAAAGUUGAAGUCUUAGAUGUCACCAAGCAACAUAAAAAUAUUGCUGAAAAGGCCCUGGAGAAAUUCAAUGGUGAGAAACACACAAACUACUUCAACGUGGACAAAGUUGAAAAGAUUUUAAAGAUGACUGCCUCCUGUGAAGGUCACAUUUUAGGAUUCUCUAUAAAAGAGACCAACUGUUCCAAAUCCACACAACAAGCAAAUCAGGCAUUGGAAUGUGAUUUUCUGGAUGACUGGCAUGCUCAUGUGGGCUUCUGCAAGGCAAGAAUUAUCAGUGAUCCAGAUGAACCUGAUGGAACAGAUACAAGCUGUGAAAUCUACCAUCUCCGAGAAUUACAUUAUCUUCCUUCUUCUCCGCCCCCCCAUGAUGGACGAUAUAAUCCUCCUCGUGGUCCCCAUCAUGGACCACACUGUCCUCCCCCUCCCCAUGGACCACAUCACCACCCUCCUCCCCAUCGUAGACCACACUGUCAUGCUCCUCCUCCAGGACACCCUCCUCAUCUCUAUCAUCACUAUUACAGACAUCACCACAACAAGACAAGCAUAUCUGGAAAGUACUUUCCAUCCCAAAUAACAGGAGCUGUCUAUCACAUUCCAGCUCUAAAUCAGCCAGAUUCUCUCACACCUCCCACUGCAAAUUUUCCUGAGCUAUCCCAGAGCAACCCUCACUCCUCCAGCACUGGUGAAGGUAUUCCCUUCACUGGCUCAAGUCUAAAGCAGAUACCAGAAGCUCCUGGUUUUCCAGAUCACACUAAAUAAUCAAAGGCAUGCCCAGGAAACCCCACACUUGUUCUUCCAAAAAGUUUGCCUUUAUUUCCACAUAGCUCCAUGGCAGAAAAUCCUCCUACAUUACCUCAGAGAAAGAUGUUCCUGGCUUGA